This is a messenger RNA of Sturnus vulgaris (Common starling), 1647 nucleotides long. RefSeq names its product SUV39H2 histone lysine methyltransferase (gene SUV39H2). The record is from RefSeq and is a predicted model, not a curated record. NCBI's taxonomy places the organism in Eukaryota, Metazoa, Chordata, Aves, Passeriformes, Sturnidae. Gene Ontology annotation, molecular function: zinc ion binding; protein binding; histone H3K9 methyltransferase activity. Gene Ontology annotation, cellular component: nucleus.
GCCAGCGCGGCACCCCCGCAACAUGGAGGGCUGGCGAGGAGCCUGGUAUGUGCCAUGUCUAGCUUCACUUGAGACCCUCCAAGAAUUAUGUAGGAAGGAAAAUCUCACAUGUAAAUCCAUUGGAAUCACCAACAGGAGUCUAAAGAGUUAUGAGGUGGAAUAUUUGUGUGACUACAAGGUAGAAGAGGGCAAAGCAUACUAUCUUGUGAAAUGGAAAGGAUGGCCAGAAUCUUCAAAUACUUGGGAACCUCGGAAACAUCUGAACUGCCCACUGCUUAUUCAGAACUUUCUUAGAGACAAGAAUGAAUACUUGUCUCGGGUGAAAGAAGGUAAUGCAAUGAAAAUGAGAAACCACGUUAAAACUUUGAAACCUGCAAUUGCAGAUUAUAUUGUAAAGAAGGCUAAACAAAGAAUAGCUCUGCAGAGGUGGAAAGAAGAACUCAACAGGAAAAAGAAUCACAAAGCAAUGAUUCUGGUAGAAAACACUGUGGAUCUUGAAGGCCCUCCUUUAGACUUCUACUACAUUAAUGAGUAUAAACCUGCUCCAGGAAUAAAUGUGCUCAAUGGAAUAACAACUGGCUGUGAAUGUGCUGACUGCCCUGCUGAGAAGUGCUGUCCAAAGGAGGCUGGGUUUAUUUUGGCUUACAAUAAACGUAAGAAAUUGAAAAUCCAGCCUGGCUUGCCCAUCUAUGAGUGCAAUUCAUAUUGUAGGUGUGGGCCUGACUGCCUGAAUAGGAUUGUACAGAAAGGGACCCCGUAUUCCCUCUGCAUCUUCAGAACCAACAACGGCCGUGGCUGGGGAGUAAAAACCCUCCAGAGAAUUAAAACCAACAGUUUUGUGAUGGAGUAUGUUGGAGAGGUGAUUACAAGUGAGGAAGCAGAGAGGCGAGGCCAGUUCUAUGACAACCAGGGAAAUACAUACUUGUUUGAUUUGGACUAUGAUUCAGAUGAAUUUACAGUAGAUGCUGCUCGAUAUGGAAAUGUGUCCCACUUUGUGAACCACAGUUGUGAUCCGAAUCUUCAAGUCUUCAACGUGUUUAUUGAUAACCUCGACUUGCGUCUUCCUCGAAUAGCGCUGUUCUCUACCCGGACCAUCAAGGCUGGAGAAGAGCUAACCUUUGACUAUCAGAUGAAAGGUUCAAUAGAUCUGACUUCAGACUCUGCUGAAGGUCUUAGCCCAUCCAAAAAGAGGAUCAGAACUGUCUGUAAAUGUGGAGCCGUGUGUUGCAGAGGUUAUCUCAACUGAGUUUGGGUAUCCAAAGUCACAAAUAGUUUGUUCUUUUUUUAAUGUGUUUUAAGAAGUCUCUUCUUUCACAUAUAUAUUCAAGUAUUCUUACAUCUAAUGUAAAUAAGGAUGAAAACAAGGUAUUGUAUUUGUAAUUGAAAUGGCAUUGGCCAAAGAUAGAGACUGUGGCGUUUCAAGCCAAUACAAAACUGAUGAUGGGAGAUUAAAAAUUAAUUUUUCUAGAGCAGUUGUUUAGGAAGCCAUAAAAUGUAUGCCAAGAAAACUCUAAAACAUACCUUGAUUUGAAUAUUCCUAGAAUCACAAAAUAAGCUGCUUUGGAAGGGUCAUCAUGUCCAACUCUUAGUCCUGCACAGGACAUCCCCAAGAGUCACACCCAGUGCCUGAAAGGAUCUGGAACUGCC